AACCCAACAUGAAAAUCCUCGUGGUCUUGGCAGUCUUGUUUCUCGUCUCCACUCAACUGUCUGCAGAGGAGAUCAGAGCCAACGAUGAUCUCAAUUAUUGGUCCGACUGGUCUGACAGCGACCAGAUCAAGGAGGAGCUGCCGGAACCCUUUGAGCACCUUCUGCAGAGAAUCGCCCGAAGACCCAAGCCUCAGCAGUUCUUUGGACUAAUGGGCAAACGGGAUGCUGAUUCCUCAAUUGAAAAACAAGUGGCCCUGUUAAAGGCUCUUUAUGGACAUGGCCAGAUUUCUCACAAAAGGCAUAAAACAGAUUCCUUUGUUGGACUAAUGGGCAAAAGAGCUUUAAAUUCUGUGGCUUAUGACAGCAAUGCGAUGCAGAACUAUGAGAGAAGACGUAAAUAAAGCUGCCUGCUGUAUUAUUUAUUCAGCUUCAUUUGUGUCAGUGGGCAGUGAAAGGUAACAUGUGACCUGCACUAAGAGGAAUACUUAUUUAUUUAAUAACUUGUUAUUUUGAGUUGAAAACUCUAAAGAAAAGUGUUUAUUUUUUCAUAUUGUGCCAAAAUGUGUUGUGAACAUGCUAUAUAGUUCUAAUAUGAAGACUCCCUCAGAAGUAGCCAUCAGUGACAACUUCUCAACAAAGCGCGGUGUUUGAUGACAUUGUAACAGCACGUGAAAAUAUCCUCCCUGGGAGAAGAAUGCAUUGCUUUGCAGCAGUCAUGGUAGCUGCUGUGGGAGAGCAGGGAAGCUCUGCCUAGCCCCGGGCUUUCUCUGCUCGCUUCAGUGGUGGACCAUCCUGAGGUGUGGCAUCUAACUCCAUCUGUAUUCCGGCCGCAUGCUUCACAGUCCCUGACUCUAUAGAGAUGUUUUCAAAGCUUUAACGUGAUCCCAAGGUCUCCAUUUCAUUGUGCGAUGUGUUGUGGUAGGUAACAUUUUAAAUAAAAGA
Messenger RNA from Ochotona princeps (American pika), 942 nucleotides. It is a transcript of the gene TAC1, whose product is annotated as tachykinin precursor 1. NCBI's taxonomy places the organism in Eukaryota, Metazoa, Chordata, Mammalia, Lagomorpha, Ochotonidae. Gene Ontology annotation, biological process: tachykinin receptor signaling pathway. The transcript is spliced from 6 exons. Bases 9 to 401 code for a protein of 130 amino acids. The record is from RefSeq and is a predicted model, not a curated record.